AUGGACAUCGUGGAGAGGGUCCUCUCUGUGGCCCAGGCCAUCCAUGCCCAAUUCGAGCAGGUGAAGUGCUGUAAGCACCAGUGCCAGCGCCUCGUGGAGCGCAUCCAGAUUCUGCUGGAGCCCGUGAGGAUCCUUAGGGCUCAGCCACGACAGCACAUCUCCCACCAUGAAGAGGAACUGAUGAAAAAGCUGCUCCGGGCACUGGAGGAAGCCCAGAAACUGGUGAUGAAAUACAGCCAAACCAGCUGGAUCCAGAAGUUCCUGCGAGCCCGAAGUACUGGUGAGGAGUUUGUCUGGGUGAAUGAAAGCCUGGAGGACAUUGCCCAGGGGCUCUCGCUCCUGCUGCAGGCAGAGCAGAAGCAGGCUUUCCUGGAAGCUUUCCAGUCAAAGACAUGUCGCAGGCAGGAUGCUGAGGACCUGAAGGAUGACAGAGCUUUCUUGGACCAGGUGCUUGCAAGUACUGAGGAGCCCAAAGAUGUGCUUGAGGAGAUCUACAUCGACAGGGACUGUAUGGAGAGCAAGAUGGACUGGAUGAAAAGUGAGCUGAACAAAGUCAUUCAUGAGAUGGAGCGCUUGAAGAAGGUCAAUGUUGGUAAAAGAGAAGACAUCACUGAGAUCAAGCGAGACCAACUCACUUUCCACAGGCACCUGCAGGACACAGAGAGCUACGACCUUUACGAGGGCGAGUACCUCAAGUACCCUGUUGCCAUCAAAACCUUCAAGAGGCCACUGACCACUGACCCAGUCAAGGUGAGAGACAUCUUUGAGAAGGAGAUUCAGACCCUGAAGAAGUUUGAGUCUCCAAACAUCCUUCGCAUGUACGGGAUCUGCAUUGAGGAGAACGAUGGCAGCCCCUGCUUCUCCAUCAUCAUGGAGUACUGUAAGCAUGGGACACUGCGGGAUGUGCUGAACAAGCAGCAGCACCUUUCCUGGGAUAUCCGCAUUCGGAUGGCCCUGGGAGCUGCCAGAGGCCUUUACAGGUUGCACCAGACAGGGGAGAAAUCCCGACUCCACGGCUGCAUCUGCAGCAGCAAGUUCCUGGUGGCUGGGGAUUACUGUGUGAAGCUGUCAGGAUUUGAGCUGUGUGAAACAGAAUCAUCCAUCAAGAGGAAAGCCAAGAAGGACUGUAAACAAGUCUCUAUGUUGGCCUACAUUGCUCCAGAGAACCUGAAAGACAUCAACUACCCUUACAAGAGGCCCUGUGAAAUAUACAGCUUUGGGAUCGUUCUGGCAGAGAUUGCAACCUCCAAAAUCCCAUUUGAAGGCUGCACUCCUGAGGAGAUCGUGGAGAAAAUCUGCAGUCACCAUUACUGGGACCCUCUUGGGGAAGAUUGUCCUGAAGACCUGAGGAAAAUCAUUGAACAGUGCCAGGCCUUUGAGCCUUCCCAACGCCCUUCUGCCGAGGAGAUUGUGGACUCGCUGGCUGACCUGGAGAAAAGCAGAAACCAAGGAAGUUAA
This is a messenger RNA of Lonchura striata (white-rumped munia), 1458 nucleotides long. It is a transcript of the gene MLKL, whose product is annotated as mixed lineage kinase domain like pseudokinase. Gene Ontology annotation, molecular function: protein kinase activity; ATP binding. Gene Ontology annotation, biological process: necroptotic signaling pathway; cell surface receptor signaling pathway; protein phosphorylation. The record is from RefSeq and is a predicted model, not a curated record. Lineage: Eukaryota; Metazoa; Chordata; Aves; Passeriformes; Estrildidae.